Messenger RNA from Toxorhynchites rutilus septentrionalis, 5196 nucleotides. RefSeq lists its product as uncharacterized. The record is from RefSeq and is a predicted model, not a curated record. NCBI's taxonomy places the organism in Eukaryota, Metazoa, Arthropoda, Insecta, Diptera, Culicidae. Gene Ontology annotation, biological process: DNA integration. Gene Ontology annotation, molecular function: nucleic acid binding; zinc ion binding. The coding region runs from base 1 to 5196 and encodes 1731 amino acids. The transcript has a single exon.
AUGGCGGAUUUGAAAAUGCUGACUCAUUUGCGUGGCCAAGCGAAAGCAAAAAUCACACGCAUUCGUAACGUUGUCGAGGCAGCCGCUGGUGCGAGUGUGAUUGAGUAUGAUGCCGCACAGUUAAAAGUGUAUUCGCGAAAUUUGGAAGGACAUUUCCAAGAAUGUGUGGGCCUUCAUCAUCAAAUUGUUGCUAUGUCUCCGGUGGAAAAAAUUGAAGAUCACGAUCAAUGGUACCUCACUUUUGAGGAACAAUAUAACGAGACGUGCAUCCUCGUAGAGAGAAUGGUACAAUCGAUGUGUUCAACCCCAGUGUCCAAUGCUCAACGUGUUGAAUUGCCACCAAUUGAUAACCCUCGCAUUAUCGUCCAGCAGCAACCAUUGAAGGCUCCCAUUCCAACCUUCGAUGGUAAACCCGAACAUUGGCCACGAUUUAAGGCAAUGUUUUGUGACGUCAUGCGAGCUUCCACCGAUUCCGAUUGCAUCAAGCUCUAUCAUCUGGAGCGAUCGUUGGUAGGAGCUGCUGCCGGCAUAAUUGACGCUCGAACUUUGAAUGACAACAAUUAUUCCCAUGCAUGGGAAAUAUUGGAGGAAAGGUUUGAGAAUAAACGAGUAAUCGUGGAUACUCAUAUUCAAGGAUUGCUGAACCUCCAGCAGAUGUGUAGUGAGAACCCAACGGAACUGCGAGAGCUCAUCGAUGAAGUAACUCGACAUGUCGAUGGAUUAGCGGUGCUGAAGGAAGAGUUAGUUGGAGUUUCUGAACGCUUUGUGGUAAAUCUCAUGACUGCAGCUUUAGAUAAAGAAACAAGAAAGAUGUGGGAAGCAUCUGUUCCACACAAAGCAAUUCCGUCCUACGAAGAUACAAUUAAUUUUUUGAAGAAACGUUGUGCCAUCCUCGAACGCUGCGAAAGUGCACCGUAUAGCUGUCCAGCGAGAGCAACCGAUCCAGUAAAGAAGCCCAUCAGCUUGAUUAAAAGUACAGCUACCAUCACUGCGAACAAGGACGCUACCUGCGAACUGUGUGCUGGUGCACACCAUAACUUCAGGUGUGAGGUUCUCCGUGCGAUGUCCGUCCCGCAACGUCAAUCCAAAGUAAGAGAACUGAGAUUGUGUUAUAACUGCCUGCGCAAAGGACAUCAAACCAGCAGCUGCAACUCAACCCGAACCUGCCAACGGUGUCAAGGUAAGCACCACACACUGUUACACCUUGAUAGAUUUCCAAAUGUCAUGUCAGUUGCAUCUACUGACAAUCCCAAUCCCUCUUCCUCUGAUGCUUUGUCCCAACUUGCUACUACCACUUGCUCAGUAAGCGAUACUCCACGCCUUGGAAAUAGUCUGUUAAUGACAGCUGUCGUUAGUGUUUUAGACAGCAAUGGUAAAUUCUAUUCGUGCCGUGCGUUCUUAGAUUGUGGAUCUCAAGCUAAUUUAGUAUCAUCUAGACUCAUCGACACACUGAACAUCCCACGCAUUCCUGCUAAUAUUGAGAUUAUUGGAGCCAACGACAGAAGAUCCACUCUGAAAGAAAUGGUUAAAAUUGAAAUACGAUCUAUGCACAGCAACUUCCUAGCUCAUUUGGAUUGUCUUGUAACAAAUAAAAUAACGGGUGUGAUACCUUCUCGUAAAUUCGAUACACGAGUUUGGCCCAUGCCUUCCGGAUUGCCUCUUGCUGAUCCAACAUUUCACACUCCCGGUGAGGUAGACCUCUUGAUCGGAAUCAAUUUGUUUUUCAAACUUUUGAUGCCAGGUCAGUUGCAAUUAUCUGAUGAACUUCCUAUUCUUCAAGAGACUCGCUUGGGCUGGAUUGUUGCUGGUUCUAUUGAUGAGGUCAAUCAAUCUCAGAGCAUACAUCAAUAUUGUGUAGUGUCUUCGGAACCACUUUCCAAAUCUUUGGAAAGGUUUUGGUCCUUAGAAGCUGUUGAAUCACCUCCAGCACUGACAAAUGAAGAGAAAGAAUGCGAAGAAAUUUAUUGUUCCACUACGCGGCGUAACACUGAAGGCCGUUACAUCGUACAGUUGCCUCUGAAGGAUUCAGUAUCUAAGUUGAACAAUAAUCGCUCCCUUGCUCUUCGUCGAUUUCUCAUGCUUGAACAAAGAUUUAAGAAAAAUCCAGAGAUGAAACAACAAUAUGUCCAAUUCAUUGAUGAAUACAAAGCUCUCGGCCAUUGUAAGCAAAUAUCUGAGUUUGGAGAUACUCCAGAAACGCUAACGUACUAUCUUCCACAUCAUGCAGUGCUCAAACCGACGAGCUCGUCUACUAAACUUAGAGUAGUAUUCGAUGCUUCAGCCAAAUAUUCAGGUCUUUCACUCAAUGAGAUCUUGAUGACAGGUCCGAUCAUCCAAGAUGAUCUUUUCUCGAUCCUUUUGAGAUUCCGUAGGCAUCGUUACGCCUGUACUGCAGAUAUUUCAAAGAUGUAUCGGCAAAUAAGUGUUGACAGUAAUCAAACGUCGUUACAAAGAAUCUUUUGGAGGAAAGAGCCAUCAGAUCCAUUAGAGGUUCUUGAAUUGACAACCGUUACUUAUGGGACCUCUAGUGCUCCAUUUCUCGCCAUCCGAACACUCCAUCAGUUAGCAUCAGACGAAUUAGAACGUUUUCCCACCGCUGCGAGAAUUGUGAAUGAACAUUUUUACGUGGAUGAUGCUCUUUUUGGUGCUGAUACUAUCGAGGAUGCUAUUCAGUACCGUACAGAAUUGACCAAACUAUUGAACUGUGGAGGAUUCCCGAUUCAUAAAUGGUGUGCUAACGAAGAAGCUAUAAUACAAUCAAUACCGGAUGAAGAAAGAGAGAAAUAUCUUACAUUUAAAGACGCAGAUAUCAACCAGUCAAUUAAAACGCUAGGAUUACUAUGGGAUCCAAAGAACGAUGUAUUUAUGUUCCUCGCCAAGUCCGUUUGUUCCUUAGUUGAUCCACCUACAAAAAGACGUGUGCUUUCUGAAAUAGCAAAGCUGUUUGACCCCCUCGGCCUGUUGUCGCCGAUAAUUAUGAUAGCCAAGGUUAUAAUGCAGCAGAUAUGGUUAAGUCGUUUGCAUUGGGAUGACAUGAUAGAUGGGAAACUACUUCAAGAUUGGCAUAAGUUCCGUGAAUCUCUGCAUCAAUUGCAUCAAAUAAAAAUUCCUCGAUAUGUGGGCGUACUUGCAGGAAAUAUCUAUGAAAUUCAUGGUUUUGCGGAUGCAUCCAAUCUUGCAUACGGCGCAUGUAUCUACAUUCGGGCAGUGUCCAUUGAAAGUGUAAAGGUUUCUCUGCUAUGUAGCAAAUCGAAGAUAGCUCCACUUAAGGGUCUUACAAUACCAAGAAUGGAACUUUGUGCGGUACUUUUGCUUUCUCGGCUGUCUUCUAAGGUUAUCCCCGCUCUCAAAAUGGAGUUUAAUCAGAUUACAUAUUAUUCAGACAGUCAAAUCGUCCUUGCUUGGCUGAAAAAACCACCGAAUCAGUUGAAUUUAUUUGUUCGGAACCGCAUCAUGGAGAUUACCAACCAGACACAAAACGCGCAAUGGAAGUUCAUCCGAACAGAACAUAAUCCCGCAGAUGUGGUAUCGCGUGGACAGUUGCCCUCAACAUUAGCCAACAAUCAAUUGUGGUGGAAUGGACCGCCUUUUCUUCAGAAUCACGAGUACCACAUUGAAGAACCCGAUCGCUUCCCAGAUGAUAAACUACCAGAAUGGAAGUCUGCCCUGGUAUCCACAGCACUUGUUUGCCCAGAUAUCCUCCAGAUCAUGACUGAUAUAAGCUCCUUCAGAAAAUUACAAAGAAUUGUUGGUUACGUUAUGAGAUUUUUUCACAACUCGAAGUCACCCAGAUCCGAACGAAUCCAUUGCCAAUUUCUUACAAUUCCUGAGUUGAAACAUUCGAUGCAAGUUAUUGUAAGAUAUAUACAACACACGUAUCUAAUCAAUGAAAUUAAUGCUUUGAGAUCUGGAGAACCUACCCGAAGGCUUAUUGGUCUUAGUCCUAUCCUAAAUAAUGAUCUUUUGAGAGUUGGAGGUAGAUUACAAAAUUCUUUGUUGCCAUACGAGGCUAAACACCAGCUUGUGCUACCUGACAAAAACACCAUUACGGAGUCUCUCAUACGAGCUCUACACGAAGAAAAUUUGCAUGUUGGUCCAUCGGGCUUGAUUUCCAUAAUUCGUCAAAGAUUCUGGCUCCUCAAUGCUCGAAACACCGUAAGAAAGGUAAUAAGAUCAUGUGUUGUUUGCUUUCGAGCGAAUCCACAACUGGUACAGCCAACUAUGGGUAACUUACCCGAAGCCCGAGUUGUUCCUGCCGCUCCUUUCGCCAAAACAGGUUUGGAUUUUGCUGGUCCAGUUUUCAUACGUCAAGGAAUACGGAAAACAGUAAUCAGAAAGGCUUAUAUAUCUCUGUUCAUUUGCAUGACCACCAAGGCUAUUCAUUUUGAGCUCGUGUCAGAUUUAUCCUCAGCUGCAUUCAUAGCAGCGCUGCACCGUUUUGUCGCGCGACGUGGUCUCAUUGAAGAGCUGCACUCCGAUCACGGAACCAAUUUUGUCGGCGCUAAAUCUGAACUGCACGAAUUAUACCUCAUGUUCAAGGAAGACCAGAUGCGGUAUAAAUUGAAUGAUUUCCUUCAACCACGAGAGAUAACAUGGAAGUUCAUCCCACCCCGUGCCCCAAAUUUUGGAGGGUUAUGGGAGGCCGGUGUAAAGAGUACCAAAACACAUCUCAAGAAAAUUCUCGGUGGCGCAUCCUUGACUUUCGAAGAGUACUACACAGUUCUGACUCAGAUUGAGGCGAUCCUUAAUUCCCGCCCUUUAUUUGCUCAUUCCACUGAUCCCACAGAACCAGAAGCGAUCACGCCCGCUCAUUUCCUCGUGGGGCGUCCACUAACAGCCAUUCCAGAACCUAUUCUAGAAGAAAUACCAAUCAAUCGUUUAACACGAUGGCAACAUCUACAGCAAUUGAGAGAUCAUUUUUGGCGACGUUGGUCCAAAGAAUAUUUGAAUACGUUACAGUCUCGACAAAAGUGGACUAAGGCAUCGAAGAAUGUAACCCCGGGAGUUGUAGUAUUACUAAAAGAAGACAAUUUACCACCACAAUCAUGGAGACUAGGAAAAAUCGUGAAUGUAUAUCCAGGAAUUGAUUCUACCGUCAGAGUGGUUGAUGUCCAAACAUCAACAGGUUUAUACCGUCGUCCUGUUUCAAAACUGGCACCGCUUCCAAUUGAAACAAAUUUGUCCAACGCAUCUUAG